AUGGCCCCUCAAAAUCUCCUUCUUUUCGGCGCCACCGGUCAGAUCGGCUCGUUCAUCUUGUCAGCCAUCUUGUCUGCGCGCGACCAAUUCGGCCGCAUUGUCGUCUACACAUCACCUCGCACAGCCGAGACCAAGGCAUCGGACCUCGACCCGCUCAAAGAAAAGGGCAUCGAGAUCAUUGUCGGGGAGAUUGAGGAUGGAAAGGCUGUGGAAAAGGCGUAUGAAGGAAUCAACACCGUCAUCUCCGCCCUCGGCCGCAACGCCCUAGCCCAACAAAUCCCCCUCAUCCGCCUCGCAGCCGCCUCAUCCUCAGUGAAAUGGUUCCUCCCCUCAGAGUACGGCACUGAUAUCGCGUAUGGACCACAGUCGGCGCACGAGAAACCACACCAACAGAAGCUGCGCGUACGCGCGGUAUUAGAGACUGAGAUUGCGCGCCAGGAUCUCGAAUACACGUACGUCGUGACGGGUCCAUUCGCUGAAAUGUACCUGCAUCAGACACCGGGUGUGGAGGAGGCCGGGGGGUGGGAUGUCAAGAGGCAGCGGGCUGUGUUGCUGGGGGAUGCGGGAACGGAGAAGAUUAGUUUGACGACAAUGAAGGACGUCGGAACUCUCGUUCUCUGUACAUUACUUACCGACUCCCCCGAGACGCGCAACCGCGCUCUCUGCGUCAACUCAUUCACCACCAGCCCCGCAGAGAUCCACGCCGAGUUUGAGCGCCAGACCGGCGGACAGCCGUGGGAGUCCGUAUCGCGCACGCCACUUGCAUGGCUCCGGGAGCUGGAGGCCGCGGCAUGGGAAGCCGGGAACCCCGCGGCGACGGUGUUGACACUACGCCGGAUCUGGACGGAGGGUGGCACGCUGUAUGCGCAACGGGAUAACGGGGUAAUUGGGGAGCCGGGCACGAUGGGGUUGCAGGAGGUUGUGGCGAAUGAGAUUCGUCGAGUGGGCUCGCUGUGA
Penicillium alfredii is the source of this 957-nucleotide messenger RNA. RefSeq lists its product as uncharacterized. The transcript is spliced from 3 exons. Lineage: Eukaryota; Fungi; Ascomycota; Eurotiomycetes; Eurotiales; Aspergillaceae. The coding region runs from base 1 to 957 and encodes 318 amino acids. The record is from RefSeq and is a predicted model, not a curated record.